Molecule: messenger RNA, 3657 nt
Organism: Lodderomyces margitis
Lineage: Eukaryota; Fungi; Ascomycota; Pichiomycetes; Serinales; Debaryomycetaceae
Exons: 1
Coding region: 1-3657 (1218 amino acids)
Source: RefSeq, a predicted model, not a curated record
AUGUCUAAACUGAAUAAUCACAGCAAUAAUACUUCAUCCUCAAAUCUACGGCGAUAUGGCGAUGAUGAGCUUGAGUCAUCUAUUGGGGCAAUAUUUGAUAACAUUGACUUUAGCUCCAUGGAGAAGCCAGAGGUGAAUGAUGAGGGAGCAAGUUUGGAGUCCAAUAACCGAAGGUUGAGUGAGAAUCGCUCUCAAUACUCUACAAAUGACAAUGACGAUGGGAUGAAGGACGCAAUAAAUAAUGCUUUGAAUGAUGUGUUUGACUUCAGAGACAAACACAAUGAGGAAGAGGGGAAGAAUAAUUUACAAGGUUUUAAAGAUGUGGAUGAACUGAAACAUCCUACACAUGGCUACACAGAGGGUGACACGUUGCCAAAGCUGACUGAGUUAAAUAGUGCACCCUCAGUACCGGAGAAUCAAGAAUUGGAUGAUGCUAUAGAUAGUGCUUUUGAUAACCUAUUACAAGAUCAAGUGCCAAGCCAGGGCGAGAAAUCUCCAAAAGAAGACUCUCACAAAGUGCGCCAUCAAGAGGACUUAGCGUUGGUACUGGAGAUCAAUUCUUUGAUGCAAACAGGAGCACAAGAAGAAGUCCAGAACAAUUCUGUGAAAGCACUUUCGACAAGACGAGAUAAGCCUUCUGAAACGGAGAUUCCAAGCUCUUUGGUUAAGGGGGAACUAGAUCAAGAACGUAAAGAGGCAGACAAUUAUUUUGCUCUGAAGAGUGUUGAAGUUGAUAACGAGGAUGAUGAUUUAGAUCUUGCAAUCCGUAGUGCGCUAGGGAAUAUUUUUGAAAAGGAGUCAGCGGAAGCUACUGCGGAAAAUAAAGACCAAGUGGUGGAAGAACAAGUAAAAAUCGCACAGAGAGAGGAAGUACCGUUGCGUAAUGUUGAUUUGACCCCAUUAGAAGUAAAACAGGAUGAGCCAGUGCUAAACAUUUCAAAACAAGUACUAAAUAUACAAUCAAACAACGAGAAGAGUUCUUUGGCAUCGACGGCAGUGCCAUUUGAAGGAAAGGAUAAGACACUUGAUCGCUUGGUGCUGCAAAAUCAAGGUAAAACCACCACUUCACAAAAUGAAGAUCUUGAUGAAAACUUGAGAGGUAUUAUUGGACAAGCAUUUGACGAAAUAUUCGGUAAGGAUAUGCCUGGUGCGACUAACACAUACCAGUAUCCACAGCGUGAAGCCCCCAAUAAAUCGCAAUCGAAAUCGCAAUCGAACCAGGCAAAGUCUAGGAAACGUCAUGUCUUAGAGUCCACGCUAAAUCCAGCAGUGCAAAAGAAUAUUGUUCCUGAUCAGGCGAUACUCCAACCAUCUGGACACCUUUCGCCUCAUAUCUCAUCAUCAGACACGUCUAAGAACGAACAGGAUGAAGAUCAAUAUCUCCUUGAUGCCAUUGGGGCUGCUUUUAGAUCCAUCGAGGAAGCAAGUUCUAUAAAACAACCCAGUGAUUCGAGCUCUGACUUUGGCUAUCCAGUUUCAGUCGAUAAGCUAAUUACUGACGAUACAAAUAAAGACGAAAAUUACAAAACCAAACCGUAUGAAAAGGUAGGUGAUAGCACAGCAGCAUCUGACCAGGAUAUUGAGGACGCAAUUGCUGAUGCGUUCAAAAGUGCCAUGCUGGCCGAAGCAGUCAUAAGUGACAAAACAACAGGUAAAAGCAAGAAAAAUGACGCAAAGCAAAUAACAGCCCGAAAGAAGUCUAUUAAAACGUUGGCUAACGAAAUUACACAACAAGUUCAAGAUCACUUUAAAGGAGAACGGAGGGUUAGAGAACGUUUAUCACUGGUAACUGGAUUACCCUAUGGUCAAACUAUCUCCGCUUCACAUUUACAAAAGGAUACUGAGCUGCAAAAUAUACAGAAGGGGAAGUCAGAUAAAAAACUCCACACAGUGAUUACAAGUGCGGUAAAGAAUGCUGUAGGUACGGAGAAGGAUGACGAAAUUGUUGAUAUUGAACAGUUGCAAAUGAACGAGAUUCUACAAAAUGCUAUCAAGAUGGCUUCGGAGAAUCCGCAGGAGCUUAUAUCCGAUCUAGAAAUUGACCAGAUUAUUGAUCUACGCGAGCAAGGAAAAACAAACGUUGCUCAAACAAGCAACGCAAGCCUAGUAAUACAAGGAGCUAAACAUAAACCAUUAAAAGUUUCUAAACCCACUAAAGAUCAGCUACGUGUCCCACCAUCACUAGACGACAAAUACAAAACAUCUCUUUCUUCUGAGGCUCCAAGGAGUCAAGGUGACAAAUUUAGUAUCGCAUCAGGGCCAAUUUCAAAAGAAGAAUAUGCCAAAAAUUCGUUUCUUGCAAAUCCGGAUGUCAAGUCUCAAAUUUCUUCGGUUAUGAGCUCUUUGACCUCUAGAAUCAACAGUGGAGAACUUGCUGAUACAAAUAUUUUAUUCACGAUCCGGCAGAUUACGGAAGAGCUAGCCUCUGGGGGGUCCUUGACCAAGUUCUUAUCGAAAGAUGGCUCCUUGGGUGAAAAUGUGUUCAACAAGGAAGACAGGGACGUGAAAAUGCUUGCGAAUGGACUUGGUAUGGCACGGAAAUUUCUUCUUGGCUUUCCGUCAGAGUCAAGUGCAGAAGGAAAAGCCGUUGAUGAAAUUAACACAAUGAUAUCUAACUUGAAUGAAGACUUUUCGGAAAAUCUUUUGCUUACGAACGAGAAAGCCGAAUUCAUUUCCACCAUUGCUAAUUCGACAUUGACUGCACUUGUUGACGACACUAUAGACAUAAAAUACUCUUUCGAGACUUUCGACGAAGUGGAAUUGUUUAAAAACACCUCACCCGAAAUUCGUAGAAGGACGAGAAUAGGAAAUAGAGAAAGGAAAAAAAAGUGGAGGGAGGAAAAUGCAGAGAGAAACAGGGAUAUGGAACUCAAGACAAGGGUGAUAAAGAAAGCUUACGUAAAGUUUGGCGAGGGAGAUACCCCUAGCAAGCUAUCGUGGAUUGAAUCUGAGUUUGAGAAAAGGAAGGCGAGAAGACAGCCUCGAUCGCAUACUGACGAUGAAAGAAAUGAAGAUGUGACAGUUAAAACUGAGGAUACUCCAUCUCAAAAUUCCAGUGAGAAAGUAGAGCAGGUCACUCAAGAUAAGCGUUUAAUCAACAAUGUGAAAGAUGUGCUCAAGAUAUUCUACGAGAGACCGGACCAUCUAAAGACAGCUUCACAUGUGAUAAAAGUCGCCAGUAUCAUAGGGGCAUUGUCACUUCUACAUUCUGAAUCAUUUCAAUUGAAUGAAGCCAUAAUGUUGGCUGGUAUGAAACUGAUUUUGAAGAGCAUUACUGAUCGCCUACACAGCCUUGAUGGUCAUAGAACUAUGCUAAGCCUGGCUCAGUUGCGGACCGAAUCGUCAAAACGUCGGUUAUCGGAGAUUUUAAACAACGCGAAACGUUCGAAGGUUGAUAUGUCUGCGUUUCCAGCCUUCGAUGACACUGCAUCGCAUAGCUUUCAUGUUAAAGAUGGCACAGUGAGUAAACCCAGCUUACAGUUGCCUCGAACAUCCCCAUUUAUUUCGCAUAAAAUAGGCAGCAGUGCCAAUGCAACUACCACAGGAUUGCGAAAGCCUAGCUCUUUUCAGAAACCAAAGGCGUUCGAAAGGCCAGGGAGAGACAAAAGUAGAGGGGGAAGCUUAGGUUCGCCUAAGUUAUAUUCUGCAUCUUCGUAG